UGUCACGCUGUCAUGUCAAACAAUUUCAGCUGGUAGUGCAUCGCUAAUAGUUUCGUUUAUAUUUUAUCCCCCGAACUAAAAAUGUCCACAAAUGUAAUUAAUAUACAAUUGACUGGACAAUGCACCAAUACCAAUAAUAAGCCUAAAAAUAAAAAUUACAAGGUACCUCCUAAAGGAAAGAAGAAACAAAAUCAAACAUCAAAUAAAAAAAACAAGAUAUAUAACUUACUUAAUUUUAAUAAUCCAACCCCAGCCCAGUUUGUCGCUCCACACCACGGACCAAACUACUUUGGUACUCCAAAUCUGGCUCAGAAUGUGGUUGGACAAAGUUUAUACCCAACACCUUGGCCAUACCAGAAUAUGAUAGGACAGAAUCCUAAGUCUGCGCCACAUCCACAAGGACUUGGAAAAAAAAGGGCUAAAAGAUUGUUGAAACUGCCAUUUCUGAUACAGCAAGCUGCUGCUGCUGCUGACCAGGAAGAAAAAGGAAGAAUAGUGUGUGAGAUAAGUAAAGUGGACCAACUAAGCUCGAAAGUAAAGAAAUACAAAAAAUUAUCUAAGAUUUACCAGCAAAUUCGGAAAAACCGCACAGGAACUACUCUCAAUCCACAGACAAUUACAACAGCACAAACAAAGAAUGGCGACUUCGCACAAGACAUUGUGAUACCAACACAAAGUUUGCAGCAGCAACAUAACCAGUCCUAUGUUAUCAAACGAAAUGUACAUCCAAUCAGAGCAAAGAAAAACAAAAAUAAGGCCAAGCUUAUGCAGAAUGUGCAAGUGUUUAACAUUUACAACCCUGGGGGUAGUAGGAGCCAGUUCCAAGCCCCACACCAAGACGAGCCGGAGGACCUUUCGGACGAUCUGGCCCCGCAAAUGGGGCAGGGGCAGCAGCAGGCUGGGACUCAGACCCUACCUGUGACUGCAGAAAAUAAACUAAACUUUAAGUUCCAGAGAACUACCCAAACGAAGACUCCAGACUGGUCCGAGUACCAGAACAAGUUCAAACGGAUCGGGGGAGCCUCUCCAGACCAUGAGGAUGAAGGCAGCCAGGAGGUCAAACAGGAACCCAAUAAGGACCAGUCUGUGAAUACUGGACCAAAUACCAACCUUCGAACGCAGAUUCCCUCAAUCAGCCAGCAAACAGUAACGGCCACACAACAGAAACCAGCAGUCACUCCGAAAAUCGAACUAAAAACAACAACUCAGAAGUCAUCAGAGAUACCUCUGAAGCCAAUAGACGUGCGAGUGCGGAACGCGAACGCGGGUUACACCCUGCCCCAACCUACUACGCACAGUAAUAUUCAUCUGGCCAACCUGGCCUAUGAAAACUAUCCGAAGGGUAUACCGAAAUCAUUUUUGCCACAAGAAAAGAAUCCUGUUGCUCCACAUCCGAUCGCAGUUUAUGGCCUGCCAGCAGGUAUACCUCGAUCUUUCUUAAUCCAAGAACAACAAAGAUUGCAAGAGAUGUCGCCUACGCCUCUACAGAUCCCAGGAGCCCCCAAUUUCCAUCCUCAACCAACCUACGUGGACCUGCCGAGCUGGAUCCUGCCGAGCCAACCGCCCGAGCCUCCACAACAGAUCCACGAUCACUUGUCGCCAAACGUUGGUGCACCAAUGUUACCAUAUGCACAGCACGAGCACGUAGAACGGCCGUAUUCGCCUACCGAUGUGUAUUCAGAGAGUCAGAGAGCUGAUGAAGAACUCCGAGAAGGCUCAGAGUCGCCGGACCUCCUCCAGUCGCACCAGAAACGGCAGAGCGCGUUCUCUCGGCUCGGCCCCCUCACGCAGCCGAAGAAGCCCAAACUCACUAUCAACCUGCAGCUGAAUAAGGACCAGGCUGUCAGAGAGGUAGUGGACGGAACGGACGACUCGUUCCGCUACGUACCGGUUCACCUCCGCAAGGACAUACUGCAGAGCGAAGACGAGAUCGUCAAGAAAUACCUGCCUUCCUGGCCGUGGAAGAGGAACCUGCAGCUUAGGAAGACUGUCUCCGCUAGGUUAUCCAAGUCUGUGAUGCUUUUGGAACAAGAACAGAUGGAGGCGGGAUAUGAAAAGGACAACCUGUUUAUACAAGUCGUGGUGACAGGAUACCCAAAGACCUGGACGAAGGAAGACGUUCUCGACGCAGUCCUAGAAUGCGUGAAGGGCAAGAGCUUCAUACCUCUAUUCAUAGAGUUUACUUCGCAAAAAUGCAGGUUUCUGGUCAUCCGCUGCCAUUCUGCGUUGGUUGCUAUACAUAAAGUCGGGUUCUGCAUACGCAAGGACGACGUCGAGCUAACGUUGAGCAUAUCGCUCACAGACACAGGACUGAACCAAAUAGAUCUGAUCCCUCGCCUCGUCCUACGCAGAAGACUGAUGAUCAUGUCAGAUGAGAACCACGUGGAUCUCACCGAGUUCCUCGUCGAAAAGGAUGUGAGCCACUUCGUGUACUUCCCUCUAAACCGACCUACGAAUCAGGUGGAACUGAUCCAGCUGCAGAGCGCCGUGACGUGGGAGCACCUCGCCGAGCUCAACCUGUCCCGGAACAGGCUCACCUCCAUCGACGGGUUCGACCUCCACAAGAACACGCCCCGCCUCAAGCGUCUCGACCUGUCCCACAACUACCUGGAUAAAGUCACUCUACUGCUACCUAUUCGCGACCUACCGCUCCGCUCGCUCAGACUUGAGGGCAACCCGCUGUGCCGUGACUACAUCGAUGCAGGCCACUAUGUCAAGGUCGUUAGGCUGAUGUUCCAUGAGGUCAUGGAGUUGGAUGGCGUCCGUAUCACUCUAAAAGGUGACCUGCCAUCAAUGAAACGCAACUACUGCCCGGAGGCCGCGGCGGCCGUCGUCGAGAAGUUCCUAGAAACGUUCUUCCCCCUGCUCGAGGCGGCUUACGACGACAGAGCCGCCAUCGAGGACUUAUAUGACAAAGACGCUGUCUUGACUAUCACGUUUAGAUAUAAAUUACGUUACGGCACUGCGUUCCGGUACUUCCGGAACCUGUUCCUCCGCGCCCGGAGCCUCGAAGAAGGAGAAAAGGACAGCGUAGUGGGCGCCGGCUCCAUCACCUCGCUCAUCUGCAAGUGGCCCGACAUCGAGCACGACAGAUACACCAUCUCCGUCGACGUCAUACAUCAUGACGACUUCACAACGAUCCUCCGCCUCGGUGGCGUGCUCAAGCUCACAGCCAAGUCUUUAGCCGAAGACGAACACCUCCUGACCUUCACCAGGACCGUGGUGCUGCACUCUAAAAACGGGGCGGAGUAUAAGAUCACCAACGAGAUGCUGUACUGGGACGUGCCGAGAGAAGAGGUCACUAGGACUGCCUUCAAUAUUACCACGGUGCGGCCAAAGCAACUAAGUCUCAAACUAGAGUCGCCACCAGAUGAAGAGCUGAAGUCUAAACUAACCGACAUAUUCGUGAAAUUAGCCGAUAUUGACAAAAAACGCGGGGCAAGAUGCUUGGAGCUAAAAAAUUGGGAUCUUCGGAGCGCGCUGGAUUACUACAUUAUGCUUCUCAAGCUAAACGAUCUGGCACCAUUGUCGUCACCUAAAGACAGCACGCCGGCGCCACAGGCGUCGUAACAAGGGGUUUUACAAAAUGUAAUUUAAAUAAGAAUAGUUUUUAAGGUUU
Messenger RNA from Cydia pomonella (codling moth), 3619 nucleotides. RefSeq lists its product as uncharacterized. The transcript has 25 exons. The record is from RefSeq and is a predicted model, not a curated record. Gene Ontology annotation, molecular function: protein binding; RNA binding. Gene Ontology annotation, cellular component: nucleus. Gene Ontology annotation, biological process: poly(A)+ mRNA export from nucleus. The coding region runs from base 82 to 3570 and encodes 1162 amino acids. Lineage: Eukaryota; Metazoa; Arthropoda; Insecta; Lepidoptera; Tortricidae.